AACCCGCAGGCGCUGCUUCAUCAAUCUGCACGCUGUCGACACAAAGACAAGCUCGGAGGUGCCAAGUCUACAGCCCCUUGAUUGAAGCUUGCGUAUCGUCAGCGCACCUUGCAUUGCCAGAGUCACCCCAGAUAACACGUGCUUCUCGUCGCCAACGCAACAACAACAUCCAUUCACACCAUAUUCCCUUGGGCAAUGCACAACAUGUCUUUAGCGGCGGCCGUUCCUAGCGCUCAGAUGUCGGGCUUGUCCGUCGCGGACCAGACCGGACCAACCCGGCCCACUUCGUCCGAACGCGUAGCCACCGCACUCUCCAGCGAAGCUGCUCAGAAAGAGGAGGAGCGCAAGCAGCGGCGCAAGGUCUACACCAACCCAGCACAUGCGGCCUCACUUGUCAACCCCCACAAAGAGCGCGACGAAGUGGUCGCUGUGUCCAUACAAGCAGCCGGCGAGGCAGUAUUCGAAGCUGGGCAUCAUGCAUUCGACAUACCUGAGGGGAGGAGAGAGUGUGUGGUCAUUGGCGACUCGCCCUCGUCGUCUCAUCCAGCGUCGGCCGCUCAAUCGCCGCCUACCGGGCCGAGCGCAGAUGUACAUACGAUGGGAAGGCAGACUUCCGGCGCCGGCAGCGUGUCCGAUGGCAGCGCCAGCUCCCCCGGCUCGAACGCUGUCAGCCCUGUACCAUCCGGCAUAUUUGGAAGGAUCGGUUAUGCAGUCGGGAUGGACCGACGCGGAUCGUCCACAUCCGCGCAGGGCCCCGGCGCAAGUGGUCUCUCCGGACCUCGCGGUGUUGAUGCGACGCACCAGGUUGCAGCUGCUAACAACAGCGGAAACGACGCGCCCAAUGCGACCAACACGCCGCCGCAGUUUGUUUUCCCCAAGCUGGGCAGCAGGCGGAAUACGCAGGCGGACAUCCACGACGCGCACAACGGCAAGGGCUCCGUCGCUAAUCCACGGAAAAGCAGUGUCGCGGCGAGCGAGAACAACAGCCCGCACGAAUCGGGAGCGAACACGCCAGGCAACAGGUCAAUUCACAGCAGCAGUAAGAAAAAGGACAAGGAGCAUGCAGGUGGAACACACAUUGUCCAUGAUCUACGGAGGUUCCUGCACCACCACAUCGGUCAUCACAGCAGCGCGGACAAGGUGCACUCCAAGGGUGGCUCCUCUCAUCACUCGGACAGGAAAGCGUCGGCUAGCGGAACGCCAGGCAGACGCCAAGGGCGAGACUCUCCGCCCCUGGGGGAGGACCACGCACAUGUCAAAAAGUACGGCAAAUGGGGCAAGGUCCUCGGCUCGGGUGCGGGGGGCACAGUCCGCCUGAUCAAGCGCUCCAAAGACCACGCUGUCUUUGCUGUCAAAGAAUUCAGGCAGCGCCGACCCGGGGAGAACGAAAAGGAGUACAUCAAAAAGGUUACUGCCGAGUUCUGCAUUGGGUCUACGCUGCACCACGUCAAUAUCAUCGAGACUGUCGACAUCAUUUCCGAUCAUGGGCACUACUACGAAGUCAUGGAGUACGCCCCCUUCGACCUCUUCUCAGUUGUCAUGAGUGGAAAGAUGUGUCGCAAGGAGCUCUACUGCGUCUUCCGCCAGAUCGUCGACGGCGUCGACUACCUGCACAGCAUGGGCCUCGCGCAUCGUGACCUGAAGCUGGACAACUGUGUUAUGACGACCGACAACAUUGUCAAGAUCAUCGACUUUGGCACGGCCACUGUCUUCCACUCGCCCGGCAAGUCCAAGGUCGUCGCGACCGGUGUUGUCGGCUCGGAUCCUUACCUCGCACCAGAGGUACUGAGCCAGCAGACGUACGACCCGCGUCUGACCGACGUGUGGUCUCUCGGUAUCAUCUUCCUCUGCAUGGUCUUGCGCCGCUUCCCCUGGAAGCUGCCGGACCCGCAGCACGACCAGAGCUUCCGGCUGUACGUCCAGUCUCACCCGGAGCUCUGCCGACCGCCGGCAUCGAAUGCCAGCAAGGACGGCAACGAGAACGGAGGGUCGAUCGACACGCGCGAAUCGGCUUCGAGCGCAGGUAGCGGCGCGACAACUUCAUCGUCCCAAGCACAAUCCACGCCUGCCACGUCGGCGCCCAGCAGUCGCAGUCCAUCCGCAGGCGACGGCAACGCCGGCCAGCGAACCGGGGCAAAGGCGCCCUUGUCGCUGACGAAGAUGGACGAUGCGAACGAGGCCGAGUCGAUGGACAGCACGGGCAUCGCCUGGACUGCCACAGGUAGUGCUACGCCCACGAUCCCAACUGCCAAGGAGGCUGGCUACCUCACGCCUCACUACCCCGGCUCGGGAGCACAGACGCCGUCUAUGGGUGACGGAGAAGAUUCAGCAGAGGGACACAUACAAAACAUCACAGGUGGCCUCAUGGUCUCUUCCCCCAUCACGGACCAGCUCUCAAUUCAGCGCCAGCUGUCUGGGGGCACUGCUGUGGCAAUACCAAGCAGGGGAUCAACAGCCGCUGCCGGAGCGAGGGUCGAAAACCAGUCGAUCGACUCGGAAGCGACGUUCAAGUCUGGCGCCGCUGACAGCAUCUUCCGUCUGCUGCCGCGCGAGACGCGCAGCGCCCUGUCGCGCAUGAUGGCCAUCGACCCUGCGCUGCGAUGCACACUCGGCGACCUGCUGCGCGGCAGGCGGUACAGCGAGAUCGACUCGCCGCUCACGCGCACGCCCGUGAUGAGCCGGUCCACCUCUAGCGAUAUGCUGCACAAGGCCAUGACCGGCGCCGUUACCGCUGCUGCUGCCGGGGGGUCCUCCGACAAGCACAGGCAACAAUCGGGCCUGUCACGCCAUCACGACUCGCUGACGCAGCUCUCGCACGCAGAGUUCGAAGACGAUGAUGAUUUCGGCGAUGAGUGGCUCAAGAACAUCCGCACGUGCGCCCACCUGCGGGUCGAAGGGAAAGGCGAGCAUCCGGACCACCCGCAUGUGCAGCCGCAGGUGGAGGAGAACAAGAAGAAGCAUUCGCUCUUCCAUCGAUAAUCGACGGCACGAACCGAUGACACCUUUACCCAUCGAUCGGAGGAAGAGGAAGGCGCCCACUUUCGCCCAAAUUUAACCCGACACACAUCAAACCAGAGUAACGAUGACGACCUCGCUCCCAGCAACCUCA
Molecule: messenger RNA, 3109 nt
Organism: Tilletiaria anomala UBC 951
Lineage: Eukaryota; Fungi; Basidiomycota; Exobasidiomycetes; Georgefischeriales; Tilletiariaceae
Product: Pkinase-domain-containing protein
Exons: 2
Coding region: 196-2979 (927 amino acids)
Biological process (GO): intracellular signal transduction; protein phosphorylation
Molecular function (GO): ATP binding; protein serine/threonine kinase activity
Source: RefSeq, a predicted model, not a curated record